This is a messenger RNA of Phyllostomus discolor (pale spear-nosed bat), 5275 nucleotides long. It is a transcript of the gene LMTK1, whose product is annotated as apoptosis associated tyrosine kinase. The coding region runs from base 185 to 4219 and encodes 1344 amino acids. The record is from RefSeq and is a predicted model, not a curated record. Gene Ontology annotation, biological process: peptidyl-tyrosine autophosphorylation; brain development. Gene Ontology annotation, molecular function: protein tyrosine kinase activity; ATP binding. The transcript has 13 exons. NCBI's taxonomy places the organism in Eukaryota, Metazoa, Chordata, Mammalia, Chiroptera, Phyllostomidae.
UGGGGGCUUGAGGCAGGGGCGUGGCUGCCCGCGUGCCCCUGGUGGGGAGUGGGUGCCCGGCCGCAGGGGCCCGGCUGACGGCCCCCUCCCCGCAGGCGGCACCCCGCUCAGCGAGCUGUCCUGGUCGUCCUCCCUGGCCGUGGUGGCCGUGUCUUUCUCCGGCCUCUUUGCUGUCCUCGCCCUCAUGCUGGCCUGCCUGUGCUGCAAGAAGGGCGGCGUCGGGUUCAAGGAGUUUGAGAAUGCGGAGGGGGAAGAGUACGUGGCCGACUUCUCGGCACAGGGCUCCCCGGCGGCCGCCGCCCAGAACGGGCCCGACGUGUACGUCCUGCCCCUCACGGAGGUCUCGCUGCCCAUGGCCAAGCAGCCCGGGCGCUCCGGGCAGCUGCUCAGGUCGGCGGGCCUGGGCCGGCACGGCCUCCUGUACCUGGAGGAGAUCGGCCACGGCUGGUUCGGGAAGGUGUUCCUGGGGGAGGCGAACUGGGGCCUCAGCAGCGCGCAGGUGGUGGUCAAGGAGCUGAAGGCCAGCGCCAGCGUGCACGAGCAGAUGCAGUUCCUGGAGGAGGCCCAGCCCUACAGCCCCCCUCCUUGUCCGUCUGCCCCCCCCUCCUGCCCUGCGUGGGCGUCAGGGGGGCAGCCUGUUGGCUCCCGCAGGGCCCUGCAGCACAGCAACCUGCUCCGGUGCCUGGCCCAGUGUGCCGAGGUGACGCCCUACCUGCUGGUGAUGGAGUUCUGCCCCAUGGGGGACCUCAAGGGCUACCUGCGGAGCUGCCGGGCGGCGGAGUCCAUGGCGCCCGACCCCCGGACCCUGCAGCGCAUGGCCUGCGAGGUGGCCUGCGGCGUCCUGCACCUGCACCGCCACAACUACGUGCACAGUGACCUGGCCCUGAGGAACUGCCUGCUCACGGCCGACCUGACGGUGAAGAUCGGCGACUACGGCCUGUCCCACGGCAAAUACAGAGAGGACUACUUCGUGACCGCGGACCAGCUGUGGGUGCCGCUGCGCUGGAUCGCGCCCGAGCUGGUGGACGAGGUGCACUGCAACCUGCUGGUGGUGGACCAGACCAAGGCCAGCAACGUGUGGUCCCUGGGCGUGACCAUCUGGGAGCUGUUCGAGCUGGGCGCGCAGCCCUACCCCCACCACUCCGACAGGCAGGUGCUGGCCUACGCCGUCCGGGAGCAGCAGCUCAAGCUGCCCAAACCCCAGCUGCCACUGGCGCUGUCGGACCGCUGGUACGAGGUGAUGCAGUUCUGCUGGCUGCAGCCGGAGCAGCGGCCGACCGCCGAGGAGGUGCACCUGCUGCUCUCCUGCCUGUGCGCCACGGGCGCCGCCGCGGCGGCGGAGGACGAGUUCGAGCGGCGCUGGCGCUCCCUGCGGCCAGGCGGGGCCGGCGCGGGCCCCGGGGCGGGCGCGGCGGGCGCGGCCCUGGGGAGCGCGGGCGAGCUGGCCGCCGCCUCGUCCUUCCCGCUGCUGGAGCAGUUCGCGGGCGACGGCUUCCACGCCGAGGGCGACGACGUGCUCACGGUGACGGAGACGAGCCGCGGCCUCAACUUCGAGUGCAAGUGGGAGGCGGGCCGCGGCGGCGACACUUUCCCACCGCCGGGGGGCGUGUCGAGCCCCGGCUGCGCGGUGCGUCUGCAGGAGCUCUGCGCCCCCGACAGCGCUCCGCCGGGGGUGGUGCCUGUUCUGAGCGCGCACAGCCCUUCUGUGGGCAGCGAGUACUUCAUCCGCCUGGAGGAGCCGGCGCCCGCCGCCGGCCACGACCCCGACUGCGCGGGCUGCGCCCCUAACUCCUGCGUCGCGGCCCCCGGCUCUGAGGGCGAGGACCACGACAAGGACUCAGACGGCAGCGCUGCCGCCUCGCUGGCUAUGGAGUCGCUGCUGGGCCAGGCGCCAUCCCCGGACAGCCUCUGGGGCCACUGCGACCACCCCCUGGGCAGGAGCUGCGCCCAGGGCCCGCCCUGCCCCUCCCCCAAGGGCCUGAUGCCGAUGCAGCCUGGAGUGGAGGAUGCGGACUGGGGUGUGCCCGCUUUCUGCCCGCCCUUAUUUGAGGACCCGCUGGGCACGCACACCUCUGGGACUGCAGGCGCCCGGCUGUCCCCCAGCAGGGAGGAGCUGGGGGAGGCCGAGGCCCGCAGGGCCGCGCAGCACAGACACUGGAGUUCCAACGUGUCGGCCAACAACAACAGCGGGGGCCAAGCCCCUGAGGCCUGGGAGGCGGGCUGCACGGGCAGCAGUACGGACCGCUGCCCUGGCAAGAAGCAGCCCCUACAGGCUGUCCCUGAGCGGGGCCACCCCCUGGCUCCAGAGGGCCCCAGAGAGCCUCCCCUUGGGCCAGAGGGGGCCUCCUUUGGCCAGGAGUUGGGCCGCUGCUUUGACCUCCCCCGCCUGUGUCCUGCCGAGGGCCUGCCCCCUGCCACCAGCCUGUUCACACCCCCCUGGAGAGAGGCAGCUGGCAGUGAGGGCAACAGCCCCGAGACAGAGCCCAGGCUUGCGGAGGAGGCUGAGGGGUCCGUGGUGCCUCGGAGGUUCCCUGCGUCCGUCCCAUCCCCAUCCCAAGAGGGAGCCCUGCUUCCUGCCAAGGAAGCCAGCACCCCCACCGCCCUGCCUGCGUCACCCACACCCGCCAGCGGCCAGGCAGCUGCCACGGAGCCGGCCCAAACAUGGGACAGUGGCAACAGCUCCCCGGAGGCACCGGGCAGUGAGGACGAGGACACUGCUGAGGCCACUUCUGGCGUUUUCACGGAUUUGUCUGGUGACGGCCCCCGGGCCGAGAAGCGGGACGUGACGCCGGUGUCCCGCUGCCUGCCCAAGCAGGUGGGCACCCCCGACUCCCUGGACUCGCUGGACAUCCCGUCCUCGGCCAGCGACGGGGGCUGCGAGGUCUUCAGCCCGUCGGCCGCUGGCCCCUCCGGAGGGCAGCCCCGGGCCCUGGACAGCGGCUAUGACACCGAGAACUACGAGUCCCCUGAGUUUGUGCUCAAGGAGGCGCACGAGCCGUGUGAGCCUGAGGUUUUCGGGGGACUGGCCUCGCAGGGAGAGGGCCCUGGGGCGGAGACUCAGCUCCCGGCCUCCCUCGGCGGCCUCAGCGAGAAAAACCCCUACCGCGACUCUGCCUACUUCUCAGAUCUGGACACGGAGCCCGAGCCCCUGGUGGUCCCUGAGAAGAGGGGCGGGGCCGUUGGGCCAGAGCCAGACCUGGAGAGCCCGCAGAGCCCCGGAGGGCAGCCGCCUUCUGAGUCUGAGGCACCUGGGGCGGCGCAGAGCCCAGACCCCACAGAGGUGUCGCCAUCGGCACUGCUUGAGGAUUCUUGCCCUGGACCAAGCACUUGCCCCACAGGCCCUAGGAGGGAGCCCCCCUGGGCUGAAAGCCCAGCUCGGGGGUCGCCGACGCCCAGUCCCGGGCGCUCCAAAGUUUUCCUGCUGACCCCCGUCCCGCAGAGCUCAGACAUCCACGGCCCCGAGCCCCAGGAGCCCCAGGGACUGCCGUCAGCCCUGCAGGAGCGGACAGGGGCCCCGGGCGUCCCGAAAGCCCCGCUCUGCCUGGCCCUGCCGGGGCUCCCCGCGGCCCCGGAGGGCCGGCCGCAGGAGGAGGAGGAGGACAGCGAGGACAGCGACGAGUCGGACGAGGAGCUCCGCUGCUACAGCGUCCAGGAGCCCGGCGAGGAGAGCGAGGAGGAGGCGCCGCCGGUGCCUGUGGUGGUGGCCGAGAGCCAGAGCGCGCGCCACCUGCGCAGCCUGCUCAAAAUGCCCAGCCUGCUGUCCGAGGCCUUCUGCGAGGACCUGGAGCGCAAGAAGAAAGCCGUGUCCUUCUUCGACGACGUCACCGUCUACCUCUUUGACCAGGAAAGUCCCACCCGGGAGCUUGGGGAGCCCUUCCCCGGAGCCCAGAAGUCGCCCCCUGCGUUCCUCGAGGGCAGUCCCGGCUCCCCCGGCGCCCCCUGCCGGCCUCGACGGGCCGAAAACUCACCCGACGGCUUCACGUUCCAAGAGGGCACGAGGUUCCAGUGGGACCAUGGCGUACCGCAGGCGCCGGCCCGGGAGCCCGCGCUGGCCACGCCCGCCGCGCCCUCCAAGCCGGCCGAGACCGCCCCCUUCUCGCGUUUCACCGUCUCGCCCACGCCCGCGUCUCGCUUCUCCAUCACGCACGUCUUGGACCCGGACGCCGGACGCGUGGGUGGCCCUGCAGGAGGCGCUGGGGGCGUCUGUAAAGAAGCCUGAGGCCCACGUGACCCCCCCUCGGAGGCCCUGCUCGUCCUGCUCCCGCAGCAGCAGCAGCAGCAGCGAGGAUGGUGACCAGCGUCAUCGCGGGGCUGCAGUCGCCGCAGUGGGUGGCAGCUUCCAGCACCUGGGCGCCCCACACAGCACAGUGGACGGUGGAACGCUGUGCCGCCGGCUGGUCUGCCCCGGCGGAGGGACUCCUCCCGGACACCGGGUACUCUGCUGAUCCUUAGGGAAGCCCCACAGCCCCCGCCCGGCAGCACUCUCCUUGCAGUGUCCCGUGCCCUGGCCCCACACUGCUGCUUGGCCUCUGAAGCCUGGGGGCCCUUGAAGGCCCCACCCCCUGUUCCGGGUGGUGCACUGCAGGGCACUGUGCCCCCGCCCUGGGUGAGACACCAGGCGCAGGCCUGUGGGGGCAGCCUCUCCCCGUGCCCUUGGCCCCUCCCCCCCCGGUUCUGGGUGGUCAGUGCAAGGACAGGCUCUGGGGCACAGGGGCCUCGCCACCCUUACCUCAAAGUCUGUGGCUGUGUUUCCCCUCUCCUGACUCCACCAGACCCCAGCCUGCCCUCCCCACACGGUCUGGGACGGCUCCUGCCUAGGGCCCUCUGCUGGCACUGAGGGGGCAACUUGAAAGAUGGAGGGGGCUUCCAGGCCCCACCUCUGCCAUCUCAGCCUCAUUCUAGAGGCGCCCCCUGCUGUCAGGUGUGGGUAGCGUCCCUCUGCAGGGCACUGCCCAGCCCCGCUGCUGAGCAACAGUGGGGGCCUCCUGCGCAUCAGGGGUCCCAGCCCACAGCGAUGGGGACGGGCAGGAGGUGGAGCUGGGAGGGGCGGGGCAGGGCAGCACAGGGAAUAUUUUUGUAACCACUAUUGUCCCGAGCCGGGCUUAUGAUUUUAAGUUAUUGUUGCCAAAGAGAUAUAAGUUUGUUGUUGCUUUGGGAGUGUGGGCGGGGCGCGCUGGGUUUGUGUUUCUGUUAGUCUGAGGCUUAGGAUGCUGGUGCAAUGAUUUUCUUGUUCCUUGUUUGUUUUCUAAGAGAAAUCAAGCUAAGAACAAACAGC